UCAGUUUUUAUUAUUUUGGCCGUUUUCAUGCUGCUAAAUCACGGCUGUCUGUAUAAAAAAACCUCGAUGCAACCGCAAAUAGAAAAUGAGUUAAAAUUCAUAAAAAUCAGAAUUCCGUUAAAAUACCUGUAGGGACAGUCUUUUCCAAAGGCAGCUCCCGCAUAAGGCUGCACUGCCGUUUACCUUCGGGGCCUCUCGCAGCAGCCUGACAGGUGGCAAUUCAACAGGUCGGGCACGGUUCUUCGUCCCCAGCCAUGCGGGUGGAAGCAUCUCCUGCUAAGGUUGCUUUUAAAAACCACAAAGAUGAUACAGCUCCCUUACUAUGUCGGUGGAAGGACGUUGUUUGGAUGCACCUAUUUUAAAGCACCUUCUGGCCUGCUACGACCACAUAAAGAGAUUCCCCAGAGGCCUGCCUUGUCCAGGAUUUCCACAGCUGCUUCUGCCAAAUCUGGAGAGGAUGCUGUGCUCAGGUGGGGCCUCCUCCUAAUCCCCAUAGCGACAUUUUGCCUUGGAACGUGGCAGAUUCAACGGCGGAAAUGGAAGUUGAAGUUGAUCUCUGAUCUGGAAUCCAAGGUGGCAGCAGAACCGAUCCCACUCCCAGCAGACUUCUCGGAGCUAAAGGAGUUGGAAUACAGACCUGUCAAGGUCCGAGGGUAUUUCAUUCAUGACAAGGAGCUGUACAUCCUUCCACGUUCGUUGGUUGAUUCAGAGAAAGAAGCCAGGGAUGCUGGCCAGCUGAUGUCCAAUCCUGAGAGUGGUGCCAAUGUCAUCACACCCUUUUACUGCAUAGACCUUGGGAUCACAAUCCUUGUCAACAGAGGGUUUGUCUCCAGAAAGAAACUUAAGCCAGAGACUAGGUUGCGAGGACAGAUCGAAGAGGAAAUUGAGCUCACAGGGGUGGUGAGGCUGUCGGAAACCCGCAAGCCAUUUGUUCCAAAGAACGACAUUGAAAGGAAUCGUUGGCAUUACCGGGACCUGGAUGCCAUGGCAAGAGUGACAGGAGCUGAGCCCAUCUUCCUUGAUGCAGACUUCAAAAGCACAGUUCCAGGGGGGCCCAUUGGAGGCCAGACGAGGGUGACGUUACGCAACGAGCACAUGCAAUACAUCAUUACCUGGUAUGGUUUGUGUGCAGCUACCUCUUACAUGUGGUACAAGAAAUUCAUUCAGAAGGUUCACCUCUAAGACUUACAACUCCUUGGUGCAAGCUUGGCUUCAAAAUGCUCACAGGAACUGCAGCCAGUCUCUGAGGUCACUAUACAGAGGAACAGUCCUUCUGACUUGAUUGCAGCACUUCAGUGACCAGAGCAAGCAGACCCAAGCAAGGAAGACUCCUGUGUUCUGCUGAGAGUCGGCUGCAAUAUAUUAGAGCUGCAGUCUUGAAUUCAGUAGGACUCACUUCUGGGUAGGCAUGGUUAAGGGAGGAAUUAGGAUGAUGGGGGCCUUAACAGGGAGGGUGAAAGCCUUUCAAAUUGUAGUGCUUAUCUUGGGUUGCUUAAUGCUAUGUAAUCAGAAAUGACAUGAAGGAAAUAAGGAUUCAAGAGUAUUAGUGUUUGUGCAAGUAAUCAGCAUGUUGCUGAUACAAUAUGAUGCAAAGUUCCAUGUCAUGAAGUAGUAAAUAAAUCAUGUCGCAUAUACA
Podarcis muralis (Common wall lizard) is the source of this 1636-nucleotide messenger RNA. It is a transcript of the gene SURF1, whose product is annotated as SURF1 cytochrome c oxidase assembly factor. The record is from RefSeq and is a predicted model, not a curated record. NCBI's taxonomy places the organism in Eukaryota, Metazoa, Chordata, Lepidosauria, Squamata, Lacertidae. Gene Ontology annotation, cellular component: mitochondrion; membrane. Gene Ontology annotation, biological process: mitochondrial respiratory chain complex IV assembly.